AUGUCCUGGCCUUUUCUUUGCUUGCUUUUGGAAGGAGGAGAAAAGGGAAUGGCAAGGCUGGUAAAUUUGGAAGAAAAAAGAAUAAAAGAAGCAAUCACUGUCACAGUGUCAAUAAAUAUUUGGGAGGAUCGUAAAUGUCCUGGCCUUUUCUUUGCUUGCUUUUGGAAGGAGGAGAAGGAGGAGAAAAGGGAAUGGCAAGGCUGUGGUGUAAAAAGCAUCCAACCUCUCUGUACGCUAUACCUCUUGGCACUUUUGGGGGACUAUAAAUUCACACCCCACUGCUCGCUUAUCUCUCAUGCUAAACGUCCUCUUCCCUCCUCUCUCCCUCCCCUUCUUUCAAAAACUUCCAACUCUGUUUUCCUCUGCCUCCUAACCCUUAUAGUUGCAUGCUUUUCUAAUCUUCUUCUUUUCAUUUCUGCAAACGGUUUACCAUUUUUGUAUCAUUCCUGUCGUGCGCUUUAUGAAGAAGUUAUGAAGCAAACCGAUUUUGUUCAUGAUAAGAUUAUUUCUUCAAAUCCUGACAUGGGUGGCUGGAGCUUCCUCCAAGCUCUCUCCAAUGGCCCCCAAUCCACGAAAAAGAUAGUGGAGAAAGAAAACACUUAUGUUCAUCCUCUACUCAAUCGUUCUUUGUCCACACUAAGUAAGAGGAGCUUGGAACUAUGCACCGAGAAUUUAGGUAAUGAGACAGGCAGUGACAUCCUCGAAGACAACAUUUUCUCAUUGUCUUCAUCAGAUUCUGAAGGUGGAAAUUCUCCAACAAGGAAGCAAAGCAAAUCACGUCAAUUAUUGGGAGCUGAGAAAGCAAUUUCUCGCAAUUUUCCACCUCCACUGACAACGAUAAGUGGAUCGGAAUCUCUUCAAAUUAGGCCCCACCGUGAAGACGGAAGGUUGGUAAUAAAAGCUGUCAAGACUCCGUCAACAAACACUCUCUUUCAAGCUGAACGAAGCAAUGGCCGCCUUCGACUGUGCCUGUUGAAAGAUUCUACUGAAAGUUUUGACUACGAAGAAGAAGCAGCCGACAAAGAAAGUGAAAGCAGCAGUGAAGACAAUAAAAAAGAGGAGUUUGAAAAUGAUAGCAACUAUGAAGCCGAAGAAAAAGAAGAGGAAGAACGGGGUACGUACUUGGAGGAGGAAAUAGAUGGAAAAAGGGCUGAUGUUGGAAUGAAAAAGUUCCAAAGGCAUGGCAGAGGGAGGUGCAUAGAAGGUGAACAUGAAAGCAAAGGAUUGUUAAAUUGGGAGCUUUUCUGGGUGGCUACACCCUAA
Durio zibethinus is the source of this 1263-nucleotide messenger RNA. Its product is annotated as protein FANTASTIC FOUR 3-like. NCBI's taxonomy places the organism in Eukaryota, Viridiplantae, Streptophyta, Magnoliopsida, Malvales, Malvaceae. The record is from RefSeq and is a predicted model, not a curated record.